Messenger RNA from Leptopilina heterotoma, 3111 nucleotides. RefSeq lists its product as uncharacterized. The coding region runs from base 1911 to 2885 and encodes 324 amino acids. The record is from RefSeq and is a predicted model, not a curated record. NCBI's taxonomy places the organism in Eukaryota, Metazoa, Arthropoda, Insecta, Hymenoptera, Figitidae. The transcript has 3 exons.
UUGUAAUUCAAUAAUAAUUUUCAAUAUUUAAUAUUUUCAUAAAAUUUAUUAACAGUGUUACAUCCCGAGCAGAAGGCAAGGUUUUAAGGUUAGGUUAAAGAAUUUGGGAGAAAUGGUAGGCUGAUUAUGGUCAAGUUGGUAAAGCUUGACCUUUAUUUUUAAGUAGGAUCGUUUGUACUUGUCAAAACUACGGGUUUUGAGUUACAACAACAUAAAUAUUCCCUUUUUAUAAUUUAUUUAAAUAUUAAAUAGUAUGAUUACAAUAAUUAUACAAUUAUUACUUACUUUUAAUUACAGGUUUAUUCGUAGAUUUCAAUAAUAGCGCAGGUCGUUAUAAGUUUGGUUUUCAACAGUUGUUUCAAUUGAAUGAAACUAAGAAAGUUUGUUAUGUUACACUUAUGUAACUUUCACAACUUAUUAAUGUUUUUGCGUUUGUUUCAAGAGUUAAAUACCGUUUCUAAGUGUUACUUAUCGUCACUUGCACCUAUUUAAGGAAAGAAACUUGUUUCUAAGUGUGAGAAAAGCAACUUGCACAAUAAUUGAGUACAAUUCGGUCUGCAAUUGCCAAUUAGAGAAAGAAUUGGUGAAAAACUACAAUUAAUGAAACUUGACACGCAAAAUACGACAGUUAAUUCAUUUAAAUAAUUGAUUCUAAGUGUAAAAUUGCUUUUCUUGCACCUUUUACGGAAAGAAACUUGUUUCUAAGUGAAAAACAAAAUUGACUUGCACAAAAACCGAGUACAACUCGAACUGCAGUUGCCGAUUAGAGAAAGAAUACAAAAUUUAAUGAAAAACUGAAGGGUCGCUCUACAAUGACUAUUGGUCUUAUUAACCGCACCGGAACUUUUGACAAUUAUCGAUGGAGAAGCUUUCGUUUAUAUACGCUAAAAUGAGUAAAAGUGGGAGAGUUUAUAGCUAAUUAUGGGGAUAAAGUAUGUUGCCUUCUUAGAAUUUACAUUUCUGCUUAUUAUAGUCCUAUUUAUAGUUUGAUUUUAAGAAGAAUCACAUCCAUCGACAAUUGGUCAGUACUUUUGCCCCAUAUAUGGAAAAGUGAAGCUCGAGUUACACGCAGUGAUUCCUAGAACUCGGGUUGCGCAACUAGGUCACAGCGAGCGAGUUCGAGCUUGAGGUAGUACUGAUGCAACGCAUUCCUUUCUAUUUUGGUCAAGUUUUACCUCUUAUAUGGAAAAGUGAAGCUUGAGUUACACGCAGUGAUUCCUAGAACUCGGGUUGCGCAACUAGGUCACAGCGAGCGAGUUCGAGCUUGAGGUAGUACUGAUGCAACGCAUUCCUUCCUAUUUUUAUCAAUUUUUACCUCUUGCUUUGUUUUUCUCCAUAUAAAGUUUCAAUUUUGAUUACAUCUCAAUUUCGGACUUUAAAGUCUUUUUAACACGCGUAUUAUAUAUCAAAUUAAAAGAUACUUGCAUUCCUUUAACCUUUCGUUACAUCGCAGAUACACAAAACAUAUCCUUUACUAUCUUAUCAAAGCAAAAAUGUAUCUGGGAUGUAACAGUCCUCCCUCCUUACUUUUUCAUCGUCUCGAUGAAAUUUUGAGUCUUGUUAUCUAGAUGCUAAUUCCGAGACUUAAAUUCCGAAAUUGAGACUAUCUUUUGUUGUCUAUGUCUCACAUUUCAUACAGUGUUUACAGCGUCAUCGAUACUCUUGCGCUCUUCUUUCAUUCGAACAUACAUAGAUAAGAAUAGUGAAGUGAUAAUCUAAUGUGUUUCUUGUGUAGUGAUAUGCAUUGUUUAUAUUAUUCUAAUCGUCUUAUUGAGGUAGGUAUGAAUUUUCAUCUUUCACAGGACGGACGUUGACCCUUUUGUUUCCCAUGCAAAAUUGAUGAUGAUAGCAUGUUGCAUCCUUAUAAGAGAUGAUGGUACUGGGACAUUUUCAGUAGUUAAUUUCUUGAGAUGGAGAACACAGCUAGUGAAGGUGGGCAUCACAAUAAUUGUGUUGUUUUAAUUUUUGUGGUUUAUAUUGGUUGUGAAAUUAAGUUCUUUUUAUUAAUUUUAGUGUCGAACAGAAGGAAAUGUGGUGUUAACAUCUUGAUGUUUCUUCAAUCGCUACAUGCAUUGGCAGCGUCCGUGCAUCACUCGAUGCAAGAAAUAGAUUGUUUCGAAAAGAUGGGGCGUCCUGGUCGUCCCAAGCGGAAUUCCUUUCCAGGAUUCGUGGUAGACAGAAAAAUUCGUAUCAAGGAGCUACGGAGAUUAAAAGGAGAAGUCUUGGCUGAGUCGGCGCAGAUGACGUCAAUGAUGAAUCUAUUGUUUCGGCCCGAUCGACCAAUUGACUGUUAUUGUGGAGGAUGCUCGAGGCCCGAAAAGAGAAAAUUAGAGGUUACAGAACAACUUGAUUCUUCUAAGAAGAAAACGGCUAAUACGAUGGUAUGGAUUAGUAAUGCGCCAAAGUUCAUUUCUAGUCAAGGGGGUCCUUCAUCGUCGGGUGUAGUUGAUCAAACCGGUCCAUUAGACUUAUCAGUGAAGGUUCCAAAGAUUGAUUAUAACAUGCAACCGAGGGUUUAUGUCAAGGACAUCCGGUUGCUCCUGAAAACACCGAUGCAGCAGAAUUUAGACAUCAAUCAACCAGGUCCGUCUUGGUAUGUAAAACCAGAGGAUGUUGAAACCAUCCUGGAAAAAGAUCCUCUCAAUGUUAAUUCAGAACCAGAUGCAUCCUUGAUUUGUCAGCAAGGUCCUUCUUGGGGUAUAAAACCAGAGGGUGUGGAAACCAUUUUGGAAGAGAAUCCUCUCGAAGUUAAUUCAGAACCAAAUGCAUCUAUGAUUUGCCAGCAAGGUCCUUCUUUGCAUAUUGAGCCCAAAAGUGUUGGGGUCUUUUUAGAAAAAGAUCCAUCUAAAAUCCGAUUGUGUGCGUGCGGUAUGUGUUUUUCAUAAAGAUUUUCUUUUUCUCUUUUUUUUUUUGUUUAUUUUUGUGCGCAAAUUUGUGAGUAUUUUAAUUUCAUAUUAUGUGUUUAUUUAGUUAUAUGUGUAUGUAGCGUGUGUGUUUUCCAUUUGUAGUAUGAAUGCGCGUGUGUUUAUUCUGAAUAAAUUUCGUAUUUUUGUUAAAAUAAUUGUAUUGUUUUAUUUCACCAUACUUAUCUUUUACUUUUAACAUUUUAAC